GAAGUCUUUGUUAUUCUUUUGGUACUACCUUCGUUGCCAACUCGACAUCUAACCAUGAAGCUCUCGGCCAUCUUCCUCCAGGCAGGCGCCCUUCUCAUCGCUACCACUCUAGCAAGUCCCCUUCCGGUACCCGAGGAUGGCUCUAUCAGAAUCCCCGUCAAGGGCGCCCCGGCUGAACGUGACGACGGCUCCAUCCGCAUCCCUGUGAAGGAUGCUCCUGCUAAGCGGGACGACGGUGUAAGCAGGAUUCCAGUCAAGGGCACCCCAGAGAAAGAAACCGACGGCGUCAUCCGGAUCCCUGUCAAGGGCGCCCCAGCCAAGCGUGAGGACGGCUCGAUCAGAAUUCCGGUUAAGGGUGCCCCGAACAAGCCAACUCAGGAGUAGGGACGGUUUGUCGGAUGCGUUUCUUCAUGUACAAUGCAUAAAGCAGAAUUCCAACUUUGUUACCCGACGAACUCCCAAACUCCGAGAAUGCGCAAUCUGUCCCAUAGUGUUUGCCAGGAAGAACUUGAAACUGGCGGUAGCCAAGCCAAGCGGAGUUGGUGACUGGAGAAGAAACGGGAUGAUCUAAACAUGAAAACGGGUCGUUAGAAGAAUGUUAUGCACAGUCAAACGGAUGAU
Aspergillus eucalypticola CBS 122712 is the source of this 621-nucleotide messenger RNA. RefSeq lists its product as uncharacterized. The transcript has 2 exons. The record is from RefSeq and is a predicted model, not a curated record. Lineage: Eukaryota; Fungi; Ascomycota; Eurotiomycetes; Eurotiales; Aspergillaceae. The coding region runs from base 55 to 384 and encodes 109 amino acids.